AAACUCAAUCCAGUCAGUUGUAAAUAGCCGAAGAUUUACAAUAUGGUGGAAACCACUUGUCGAAUUGAAACCCAGAUUUACUCCCGAGUUGGUAUCGAGGACGACCUGUACGAUACAGGAGUGACAGCGAUAUGUAGUGUCUUAAUGAAUUAUGUAGACACCGCCAGGCAUAUCAUCUUCAACAAACGAGAAAAAAGAAACGAAGCUUACAAAAAAUUUGAGGAAAAACUUCGGGAGAUAAACAAAUCACAUCUUAGUUUUUACUAUACAGGGAGUCAGAUGCAGAAUCUGACAGCUAUUCACUGGAGAUACCCUAUCUCCUCGACUUCCCACUCCAUGGGUAGACUGUGCGACUCCGACGUAGACGUCCUCAUUGUUGAUCUCCAAAAAUAUGCCGGGGAGAGCAAGGGUCGUCACCAUGGUAACCACUACGUUUACGAAUAUUCUCCUGAACACCCUGGUUAUGUAAGAGUGUACAAGGGUCAAGGAAAAGGAAGAAAAGUCAUUUCUGGGAAGGGCUUCAAAAAGUUUUGGAAGGAGGUUGUCGAUCAAAUCGAAAUUCAUACACGAUAUACAGGAAGAGGGACUAAAUUUCCUAGCCGGGGCGAGAAAAGAUCAGGACCUGCCAUUACGAAGAUGGAGAAUGUGAACAUGCGAGACUUCAUCAAUCAUGACUUCGUUCCUGCAAUAAAACUGAAGAGCUGGCCCUCUGUUGCAAAAGAUUGGACAAAUCGCCCAAGACCAGGGAACUGGCCCUCUGCCGAUUUGCUGGAGAGGUGCUUUGGUGCCGAUUGUCAUAUUGUCCCCGUAGCUCACAAAGAAAGCUCAAAAUAUCUGAAGAAAAAGGAGUGGCGGCUCUCGUUUUCUGGAGCAGAAAUAGUUCUCGCUAAUUCCUUGACAUUUGAACAGAGACAAGCCAUCAUCAUGUCUAAGAUGAUUCUUAAGCUUUCUCUCCAAGAAGUCCUUCAGCAUAAACCAAGCCUCAAAAACUGUAAACCUGUGUCGUCUUACGAGCUGAAGACGUCCUUCUACUGGCUCCGCGAGAGGAAAAAUGACUGGGGAAAUUUAACAGACGACAUUAGAGCGAUUCUGGAAAACUUAAUCCAGUUUUUACAUCGAGGAACCUUGCCAGAUUACUUCAUACCAGAGAAGAACAUCAUAGAAAAUGUGGCUCCAGAUUUAAUUGAAGAGCUGUCAUUGAUACUUAAGGAAGUGUUCACUCAACAAGGACUGCUUUGCUUCCUACAGAAGUGUUUCUGGUACUGUUAUAACACAGAGCUCGGCGAUUUUGACUCCCUGGACGGAAGUUCCUUGAAAUGUUUGUACAAAGAGCUUCAGAAUUUCUGCGAGAGCCAAGCUCCAUCUUUGAAACUUUUAACGUUUACCAUAAUUCAUCAAUUGCUAAAUCUUUUCACUGCUGCAAUUGAUGGAAUAAAUUGUCGCCUCUGGAUCUUGGAUCCUAAGCCAGUCCUUUUCGACAUCAAAUAUAUUCAGGAAAGCCUGAUGAAAAAAGCAGCUAUUCAAAUGGAAGUCGUUAACGUUAGCCAACUGGAGAACUUCUUUCAAGAUAACGCGUCCUUUUCCUUUGACCUGCUAUCUGACCUGUCGGAUCUGCUGUUCGGGGUUCUAUCUCAGCAGACGGUCCUUGAGGCGCUCGGAGAGAGUAUUUGGAGCGUGGUCGCGUGCUUGCUAGCAAGACAUUGCAUCACAGCAGGCCUCUAUCACGAAAUGAAGCAGGAAGUCCUAGAUUUCGCUAGUCUGUUAGAGGCAAACCCGGACAACUCAGCUCUAAAAGACAUGGCGAUUCAGGUCCAUGGUAGUAUGGAAAAUUUCCAGACUGCAGUAGCGCGCGCAAGUGACAAUGCGGAUAAUGUGUACCGGUUUUACGAACAGCUGUGCCAGGACUCUAUGCUGUUUUAUUUUGAAGUUUGUGAACGAUUCCCUGUAAGUGAGGGGUAUUAUUGUGACGAUGAGAGAAUUGCAGUCCAUGGUAUGGAAUCCAUUAUAAAACGCAUACCGGAAAUAAUGGAAGACGAGAUGUUAGGGACACCUGAACUAUGGCACAGGGUUCAGAUAUUGUUGGAAAAGCGAGUGGACUUUCAUGCGAGAGAAUUCUGAAAAAAGAUUAAAUAAUUU
Molecule: messenger RNA, 2136 nt
Organism: Saccostrea cuccullata (small rock oyster)
Lineage: Eukaryota; Metazoa; Mollusca; Bivalvia; Ostreida; Ostreidae
Exons: 4
Coding region: 43-2118 (691 amino acids)
Source: RefSeq, a predicted model, not a curated record